UGGUUCUGCUGCUAGCUUUGCUAAGUCUUGUGAAAACUACCGUUGCAUGCAGUGUAGUUGCGACAAUACUUUGCAUUCACUCGCAUGCAUACGCACGGUUUUUAUUAGUGCAGAAAGCUAAAUUACUAAAGCCAAGCACAAAAUGAAGAUUUUAGCUUCGUUUAUGGCACUCUUUUUCAAUUAGAAACAGCAAAAAGUAGUAUGCAUAGACAUGGCUGACAUGGCAAUUGUUUGGAUCCAGUUAUCUUUGUUGUUCAUUCGGUAUCCUCGUAGUAAUAGGAUAUGCACACUAUUUGUGCUGCUUAGUGCGUGUCUUGUUCCAUCUCUAGCAUUUCCUGGUGGUCAAGUUGCUAAUAUACAUCUCGAGAAGUAUGAUAAACAAAAUACAAAGAGUCGAUCAACUCAGACGACAAAGUCGUUAGGUGAGGUUACUGAGGUAAUCGACUUUCAAUCCUUUCGAGGAUUUUAUACAAAAGUAGGCUCAAUAAAAGAAGCAGAAGGCAGAAUUCACUGGGUUACCAGUGAAUGCUUUCAGGAUGAUGAGGGAGGAUUUUCUCGUCUGCCUCGUGACUGGGUUGGCGUUUUUUAUUAUCAGAUGGAACAGUCCGAAGGCAACAAAACAGGAUCAGACUGUCCUCAUGUGUUAGAUAGGGUCAAAAAGGCUCUGAUGUUUGGGGCCUCUGCCAUCAUUAUUCUGACCCUCAAUCCACACAUCAUGAAGGAACUGGAUAUUUCUCAGCUGUUUGCCCAGCCUGUCUUGCUGAUGGAUGAUGCUGACAACAUUACAGCUCUCCUUACACUGGUUCUCAGAUGUCAGAGCAAAGUGCGUCUUAGGGCCAAGAUUGUACGUGGCUUGCUGCAUCAGCAAGUUAUGCAGCAUGUACCUACUCUCACUAUGUGGUCAGCCUGUGGCCGCAGUGCAGGCAAGAGUUACGAUGUUGUCUGCCUUGACAACCAGCAACUUGGCAAGAGAGGUGUAAAGGUGGAUCCAGGUGUAUUUUGGAACUGCUACUACCUGAUUGUGUUUCUUUUAAUGUUGUCCUUUGUGGUUAAGGCACGGAUGAGGAAUGGAGAGUGGGGGCCAGCUGACCAAGAACUUGAGGCUUCACUACGUCAGCUGGCGUGUCACACGUUGGCUCUGAUGCAGACAUGUAAAUACCACAGUGUAAUGGACCGAGGACAAGAUACCUGUGCUAUAUGCUUGGAUCAGUUUUACCCUAAACAGAAUUUGCGCAUUCUGCCAUGCCACCACCAGUAUCACACACGCUGUGUGGAUCCCUGGCUUGUGAGCAAUCGUACCUGUCCACUUUGCAAACUCAACAUCAUAGACCAACUGCAGGAAGAUAACAGUCGGCACAUUAAUUAAGCUGUAGUUGGACUGCUUUAGCCAUGUGUAUAAGCACAAGGGAAAUUUUGAAAUCAGCAGUGAUGUAAUUUGCUUCUUGUCAACAACAUGCGGGUACAGUUUUUUUUUAAGUCUAAACAUCAAGAUUUAUUAUUCAAUGUUCAGUCAAGAAAAUUUUAUAUUUAUUUUACAGUGCAUCCCAGUCUACAUGAUAUUUAUUUGUGUAAUAAACUUCAAAAAAAUGAGUCUCAUUUCCAUACUCAAAAAUAUAAUAAUAGUGCAUGUGAACAAUUGGCUGUUUCAGCAAGAAUACAUACACAUAGUCCAGAACAGAGUCAAAGUACUAGACAGAUUUUAAAUGGCAAGGUUGAUAAUAAAUGAUGGUAUCAAAUAAAACUUUUAACUUCAACCUAAUUAAAAUAGAUUAUAAAAUGUGAAUUAGAUGCGAUAACAGAUUCAUUGGACUUGGAAUUCAGCCAAAAGCCAACACCAGAUGGUGUGGUAUGCCAGCAUCAGUUUGUGCAUGUUUGAGUGUAUGCAAGUGCAACCAGAUAGAAGUCAAUGGUUUGUCUGUAUAUCACAGGGUUUUAAAAAAAAAUGUUUUAAAUCUGCAACACUUUUAGAAUAUGGAAAUGCAUCUCACAGAAGUUUAUAUUUGUUGUUUGACUGAAGCAACCUUUUCAUUUCCAGUAACAUAUGAAUGUCGAUUUUUGUGUGGCUUUUAAUUGUAAAUUGCAUACAUAAGGUAACCCUACAUUUCAUCCAACAGGCAAACACAUAUUCAGUUUAGGGGAGCUAGCAAAAUUGAAAUCUCUGACAUGCUUUUAAAUUCAUGCUCUACCUUUGGCUCCCCAUUCAGUUAUUUGACUGUGACUUGCAAGGGGAGCUGAAAAACAAAGUUGAAGAGACCAGUGGUUCUGGCUAGAGAUGCAGUUAACACAUGCAAUAAGAGUGACAAAAGAUAAAAUCAGAACAUUUAGGUGACUUUAUUGUUUAUACCGAAAAAAAAAAAAAAA
Molecule: messenger RNA, 2361 nt
Organism: Pomacea canaliculata
Lineage: Eukaryota; Metazoa; Mollusca; Gastropoda; Architaenioglossa; Ampullariidae
Product: RING finger protein 215-like
Exons: 11
Coding region: 212-1366 (384 amino acids)
Biological process (GO): ubiquitin-dependent protein catabolic process
Molecular function (GO): ubiquitin protein ligase activity
Source: RefSeq, a predicted model, not a curated record